CCAUCUCUACCUCGGUCCACCCGUCCGGCAUCCUCAAUCUUCUACAACCUCUAUUGGCUACUUUGCAAUGUCACCUCCACCGCCUUGUCCUUGCUUGGAUCUGUUGCUUCUGUGUGAUGACGAGGGUUAGUGCUUCUUGCCAUUAGACGCAGAACUAUCAGACGGCGACUGGCGAGACUUUUGUCGUCUCGGAAGUUCUCUUCCUGCCCUUCUCCAGAAGUUUGUCCAGAGAAGCUUAGAUCUUGUUCAACCGCUUGUUCUUCUCCAGUCGAUGAUGUUCCGGACGUGUUUACGGAACUCAGAAACUUGAUAUGGAAGCAAACCGCAUCUGGCAUGAGACUGUGGUCGAAGCCUACUCGAACCUCAUCACGCCCGGCGUCUGUUGCUCUGCCGCAGUUUACGACUUGGCCAAUCGCCGAUGGUACCAGCUCAAUGUUAGAGAUCCGGUAGUGCCGGAUGCAGACUGGCGCCACGAUACACGACUCGACGAGGUACCUGACGACGAGUGGCUCGGCUCGACGGUUGAGAAGCAUAUCAAGGCACACUACCACUCGACGGCCGCUCUUCCUCCCUGGAACACAAUCAGCACGAACUCAAGCGGCUUCCCGGUCACGUUCGAACUCUCCGAGGAAGCCUUAGUCCGCAGGCCAAUUUCGGAGAACUUCUGCUAUGGAAUCAGGCCUUCCGACAAGCUUCCAACAACCAGGAAGUGCGUCUUCAAGCGUAUCGAUUUCGACUGCGAUGUCGAAUCGCACGAGAACGAGAUUCGUACCAGGGAAGCCAUUAUUCGGUGUAUCGAGAGAGACCGGGGAAGUGCCUCCAAGGAUCAAAACUACGUGAUGGAAAGACGAUUUAAUGUCGUGCCUAUUCUCGCUGUGGUCUUGCACGACGAGACAAGCAACUGGAUCGUCUCGAAUCACUCUGUCAACAAGGAUUAUCUGCAUGAUAUAGAUACCGAACUUCAUAGUCAUCAGAUUGCUGGAUUUCUCAUGCCUUACGCCGGUUGUAGUCCUGACCUACUAGGUAUGUCGGUCGCCGAUUCCGAUAGAUUUGGAUCUACGGCUUCUACUUCUCCAGCGAUGGGCUCCUCAUCGACCGUGACAAAUUUGCCUAUCAGCGAGGAACAACUUCUGGAUCUCGCUUGCGGUAUACAGAAGCUCUCGAGAUGCGGCGUCGUGCACGGGGAUAUCUGUCAUUGGAACGUCGUCCUCACACAGCCCGAAUCGACAGCUUUGCAUGCUGCGAGACUGCUCUUGAUCGAUAUGGGAGAUAUAGCCCCUGACUACGAAGGCGAUGCAGAUGCAUUGGGAAACUUGUUUCUCUGGUGCUUGGAACACUCAGCCAAGUUGAGGGAUACUACUGCGAUAAGGAAGAGGAUUGUGAUUGCCACGGUAUUGUUGAAGGGGGGAGAUUUAGACCGGGCUAUCGGAGUAUUAUCGUCGAGUAAGACGAGGGGCAGUUUCAAAAGGCCGCUUUCUUCUGCCAACCAAGAAGUCAAGAGAAGGCGUCUCUGAGUCGAGAGUAUUCCGCCUAGCAAUGUAAGAAACAAUAGACAGUAGCUGAAUAUGCCGUAUAUAAGCUUCAUUCAAAUAA
Molecule: messenger RNA, 1593 nt
Organism: Phialemonium atrogriseum
Lineage: Eukaryota; Fungi; Ascomycota; Sordariomycetes; Cephalothecales; Cephalothecaceae
Exons: 2
Coding region: 312-1514 (400 amino acids)
Biological process (GO): protein phosphorylation
Molecular function (GO): protein kinase activity
Source: RefSeq, a predicted model, not a curated record